Messenger RNA from Chrysochloris asiatica (Cape golden mole), 978 nucleotides. RefSeq names its product olfactory receptor 52K1-like. The coding region runs from base 1 to 978 and encodes 325 amino acids. Gene Ontology annotation, molecular function: G protein-coupled receptor activity; olfactory receptor activity. Gene Ontology annotation, biological process: G protein-coupled receptor signaling pathway. The record is from RefSeq and is a predicted model, not a curated record. The transcript has 2 exons. Gene Ontology annotation, cellular component: membrane. Lineage: Eukaryota; Metazoa; Chordata; Mammalia; Afrosoricida; Chrysochloridae.
AUGCAAAACAGAACGAGACACUUGACUCUGAAAAUGUUAGUUCAAAACAGAACAUAUUUUCACCCGACCACCUUCCUCCUCCUUGGAAUCCCAGGGCUGGAGAUGGCCCACAUCUGGAUUUCCAUCCCCUUCUGCCUGGUCUACAUUAUUGCUCUGAUGGGGAAUUGUAUUCUUGUAUUUAUCAUCAAGACAGAGCCUAGUCUGCAUGAACCCAUGUAUCUCUUCCUCUGCAUGCUCUCUGUAAAUGAUUUGAUGCUAAGCACUACGACCCUCCCCAAAAUCCUCACCCUCUUCUGGUUUGAUGACAGAAAAAUAAACUUUAAAGCUUGCCUCACUCAGAUAUUCUUCAUCCACUCUUUGUCUACCAUGGAGUCGGGAUUCCUGUUGGUAAUGGCCUUUGACCGCUAUGUGGCCAUCUGCAAUCCUCUUAGGCAUUCCACUAUUCUGACACCUGCAAUGAUUCUGACUUUGAUUCUGACUAUUGUCCUACGUGGAGUUAUCCUGCUGACUCCUCAUCCUUUUCUACUGCUGAGGCUUACCUACUGCAAAACUCAUGUCAUUGCCCACACCUACUGUGAAUUCAUGGCUCUGAUCAAAUUGGCUUGUGAGAAUACUAGGAUAUACAGAAUCUAUGGCUUAAUUUUGGCUUUCCUCACUGGUGGAGUGGACUUUAUACUUAUAAUAUGGUCUUAUAUUUUCAUUCUCUAUGCUGUGUUUCAACUCCCAUCAAAGAAAGCUAGACUCAAGGCCUUGAGCACUUGUGGUGCUCAUGUUUGGGUCAUCUUAGUGUUUUAUAUACCUGCCUUUUUUUCCUUUAUCACCCACAGAUUUGCACAUCACAUUGCUCCAUGCAUCCACAUCUUUAUAGCAAACAUUUAUCUUCUUAUACCUCCCAUGUUGAACCCUAUCAUCUAUGGUGUAAAAACCAAAAAUAUCCGGGAAAGAUUUCUCAAAAUAUUCACAAAUACAAAUGAUUGA